This is a messenger RNA of Centruroides sculpturatus (bark scorpion), 1337 nucleotides long. RefSeq lists its product as uncharacterized. Bases 323 to 883 code for a protein of 186 amino acids. The record is from RefSeq and is a predicted model, not a curated record. Lineage: Eukaryota; Metazoa; Arthropoda; Arachnida; Scorpiones; Buthidae. Gene Ontology annotation, molecular function: DNA binding; DNA-binding transcription factor activity. The transcript is spliced from 4 exons. Gene Ontology annotation, biological process: non-canonical NF-kappaB signal transduction; cellular response to stress; regulation of DNA-templated transcription. Gene Ontology annotation, cellular component: cytoplasm.
CUUUCCCGCUCGGAUGCAGUCCUAGGGCCUCCUCCCUUUCGGCCCGGAGGAGGGCGGACGGGCGGUCUUCUCCGCCCCGGGCCCGGCCCCGGGGGCGCCGAGGGAAGGAAUCGGCGAUUCUGACCGAACGGCGGACGACGCCGAGCGGCGUGGGCCGACGGCCAAGGUCGGUCGGUGGUAAAACCCGAGGGGAAUUACGCGCCGGCCACGUGGGUGCCGUCGACGUCGGCGGCGCGGCUUUUUGCCUCCGACCGGUCCGUUAAAGUUUCCGGCAUCCGAGCGAGGGAACAAAUCGCUUUUCCGUCCGGGCAGCGCCGAACCCAUGACUCAGGAAAGGUUCGUAUCGAUGAGCGAGACGGGCUACCUGUUGAGCGGUGCCAUCGAAAGCGCCGAAGAAGGAGAACGACAGCUGAAUCCUGUAUCGGUGCCAUCCGAUCCGUCCGUCUUUCCCAGCACCUCAGUUUAUCCUUGCUAUCCUAGUCUGGGAUACGAACAAACAGCGCCGUCCCCCAGUCUGCAGAUCGCCGCUGCGUGUCCUUAUCCAUCGGCCGAUCAAACCUAUUAUCAUCAUCAUCAUCAGCAACAACAACAACAACAACAACAACAUUACUACGGAUACGGACAGGUGCCCGAACCGCAUCGCUAUCCCGUAGUUCAAGCGCAACAAGUAUGUGACCCAUAUAUCAGAAUUAUAAAUCAACCAACAAAUAGAAUGAGAUUUCGAUACGGAAGUGAAAAAGGAUCUCAUGGAGCUUUAACAGGAAAAGAUUCGUCUCACAAAAGAAAGACUUUUCCAACAGUUCAAUUUCAGCCAACUUUUCAGAGCAGCAGUGACAAAAGAGAAGAUGGCUAUGAUGAUUGCCAAAUUUUGGAAUGGAGAUGACAUUUGAAGAAGAAGAAUAAAAGACUACUAAGUUACUAUUAAGUUUGAAGCUUCACUGAUAUGAGAGUUUCUUCAUAAGUCAUGGCAGCAUUUUCUUUUCCUAUCUAAUACCAAGUUCUGUCCAGAAUUUUAAAACAUGCUAUUGAGGAAUUAGAUAUCAGAGGCUGCUAGUCUCUGAUAUCUAACAUGACCACUGGAUUGUGCAGAUAUUCAAGGAUAUCAAAUAGAAUUAAGUGUAAAGUCAGUUUGUUUUCAGCCUUUGUUUAGAGUGAAUGUUAAUUAGCUAGAACAGCAGUGCUUGCUUGAAAUAGCUUGCUUUGUAGCAGAAACAUGAGAGAAUGUCAAGCAGAGCUUGUGAAAAUUUGGGUAAUCAUGCUGUACCAUUCAUAAUUGUUGCGAGCAGUGUUUCAAAGAAAAAAGAAGCUAAAGGGGCAUUUAUAUUCUGUUAUUGAUA